Molecule: messenger RNA, 3840 nt
Organism: Lolium perenne
Lineage: Eukaryota; Viridiplantae; Streptophyta; Magnoliopsida; Poales; Poaceae
Molecular function (GO): protein binding
Source: RefSeq, a predicted model, not a curated record
UGUGACGGCGGCGACGAGAGGAGUAACUUGGAGACCAGCCUCGUGACACGGCGGCGGCACCCUACCUCGCGAGGACCUCACCCCCACACAUGAGGCUGCCUCGGCUCCCACCAUCUGAAUCCCCUGGCCUACACCACCAGCUCGGGUAGAUCCAAUUCGUCCAUGUCCAAACCGAAGUACCUCUGCAGGAUGGGGCGGCCAGGAUUUCUUGCGAUUGGAGGAGCUCGCUGGUGGAAGAAUGCAUGCCCUUUGUGCGCUGGAGAAGGAGGAGAUGGUGGCUGAUUCGGAGGUAAUACAGUGUGUGGAGAUUGGAGAACGGGGCGGUGAGCAGUUGCAAGGAGAGGAGACGACGGAAGUGGAAUCCCGCCGAUGCCAACGGCGAGCCUAGCUGAGCGGCGGGAACGGCGGCCCUGCAAUCGGGCAGUGGAAUACGGCAAUAGGGGAUCGAGUGUUGAGUGGCAUUGCUCGUAAUUGUUGGAAAGUUCCAUGGGAGAAAGACAGUGCAGUCUCGAAAGAAAAGAUACUAAAACAAAACAAAACCAUGAUCUUUCUCCCACAUUGCCAGAGGGAGGGAACACGAGGACCAUGCCUCGCCUCUGCUCCUCGACGCCAAUGUCGCCACUCCGCCUCUGCCUCCGCCUCCACGCCCGCCACUCCUCCUCCACCUCGCCGCCCACUCGCUGCUGGGAGCCCGCCGCCGCCUUCGCCGCAGCCACGGAACGCGCGCGCAAUGGCAAGCUCACCCCGGCGGACGCACACCACCUGUUCGACGAAUUGCUGCAGCAGGGCACGCCGGUCCAGGCGCGCCCCCUCAACAACCUUCUAGCCGCCCUCGCCCGCGCUCCGGCAUCCUGUUCCUGCAGCAACGGCCCAGCCCUCGCGGUUGCCCUCUUCAGCCGCAUGUCCCAAGGCGCCUGCCGACGGGUGGCGCGGCCCACGGCCUGCACAUAUAGCAUCCUCAUGGACUGCUGCUGCCGUGCGCACCGCCCGGGCCUGGCGCUCGCCUUCUUCGGCCGCCUCCUCAAGAUGAGCCUCAAGGCAGAUGUCCGCGUCAUCAACAACCUCCUCAAGGGACUCUGCCGCGCAAAGCGUGCAGAUGACGCUCUGGUGGUGCUGCUUCACAGGAUGCCCGAACUUGGCUGCACCCCCGACGUGGUGACAUAUAACUCAGUUAUCGAUGGCUACUUUAAGGAAGGCCAAGUGGGCAAGGCGUGCAAUCUAUUCCAUGAAAUGGCACGGCAAGGGAUUGCGCCUAAUGUGGUGACAUAUAACUUGGUUAUUCAUGGCUACUUUAAAGAAGGCCAAGUAGGCAAGGCGUGCAAUCUAUUCCAUGAAAUGGCACAGCAAGGGGUUGUGCCUAAUGUGGGGACAUAUAACUUGGUUAUUCAUGGCUACUUUAAGGAAGGCCAAGUAGGCAAGGCGUGCAAUCUAUUCCAUGAAAUGGCACAGCAAGGGAUUGCGCCUAAUGUGGUGACAUAUAGCUUGGUUAUUCAUGGCUACUUUAAGGAAGGCCAAGUAGGCAAGGCGUGCAAUCUAUUCCAUGAAAUGGCACAGCAAGGGGUUGCGCCUAAUGUGGUGACAUAUAGCUUGGUUAUCGAUGGCUACUUUAAGGAAGGCCAAGUAGGCAAGGCGUGCAAUCUAUUCCAUGAAAUGGCACAGCAAGGGAUUGCGCCUAAUGUGGUGACAUAUAACUUGGUUAUCAAUGCACUGUGCAAGGCCAAAGCAAUGGACAAGGCAGAGUAUUUCCUUCGUCAGAUGGUUGUUAAUGGUGUUGAGCCUGAUACUGUGACAUAUAAUAGCCUCAUCCAUGGAUAUUCCACUUCGGCCAACUGGAAGGAGGCACUUAGGGUGUUCAAAGAAAUGACAACUCGGAGUGUUACAGCAGAUGUGUAUACUUACAAUGUCUUCAUGGCCUACCUUUGCAAGCAUGGGAGAAGCAAAGAAGCUGCAGGAUUUUUUGAUUCCAUGGCUAUGAAGGGCCUGAAACCUAAUAUCGUGUCAUACAAUAAUCUGCUUCACGGGUACGCCACUGAAGGAUGCUUAGUUGAUAUGAAUAAUCUCUUUAAUUCAAUGUCAAGAGAUGGUAUUCUACCUGACUGUCAUGUUUUUAACACACUGAUUAACGGAUACUCUAAAGCUGGCUUAAUGGAUGAGGCUAUGCUUAUACUUAAAGAAAUGCAGAAACAGGGAGUGACUCCAGAUGUAGUCAGCUAUGGAACCAUAAUACAUGCAUUUUGUAAAAUGGGUAAGUUGGACAAUGCUAUGGAGAAAUUUAAUCAGAUGAUUGAUAUCGGAGUACAACCAAACAUAGCUGUUUAUGGUUUCCUGAUUCAGGGCUUUUGUACACAUGGCGAUUUGGUGAAAGCAAAGGAAUUAAUUGCUGAAAUGAAGAAUAAAGGUAUGCGUCCUCCUGGUCUUGCGUUCUUCAAUUCAAUAAUGCACAACCUUUGCAACGAAGGAAGGGUAAUGGAAGCACAAGGCAUCCUUGACUUGAUCGUACACACAGGUGAGAGGCCUGAUGUUGUCACAUUUAAUACACUAAUUGGUGGAUAUUGCCUAGUAUGCAAGAUGGAGGAUGCGAUGAAAGUAUUUGAUGCUAUGGUAUCAUAUAGUUUGGAACCUUGUAGUGUUACAUAUGGUAUACUUAUUAACGGCUAUUGCAAGAACAGAAGGAUUGACGAUGGGCUUACUUUGUUCCAAGAAAUGUUGCGAAAGGGGGUUAAACCUACAACUUUUAAUUAUAAUGUUAUACUGGAUGGGUUAUUUCUGGCUGGACGAAUUGUUGAUGCAAAGGAAAAGUUUCGUGAGAUGGCUGAAUCUGGAUUGAAUGUCUGCAUCGAUACAUACUGUAUAGUUCUUGGUGGACUAUGUAGAAAUAAUUGCUCUGAUGAAGCAAUCACAUUGUUCCAGAAGUUACGGACAGCAAAUAUGAAAUUGGAUAAUAUUAUAAUUGUCAAUAUCAUGAUUGGUGCAUUCUACAGGGUUCAGCGAAACCAGGAAGCUAAGGAUUUGUUUGCUGCAAUACCAGCCAAUGGGUUGGUAGCUGAUAUUGGUACCUACAGUGUAAUGAUGAAAAAUCUGAUUAAGGAAGGCUCAGUGGAAGAAGCUGACAAUCUUUUUUCAUCAAUGGAGAAGAGUGGAUGUGCCGCGAACUCUUAUUUGCUAAAUUGUAUCAUCAGAAGUUUACUGGAAAAGGGAGAUGUAGUCAGAGCUGGAAAUUAUAUGUCUAAAGUUGAUGGAAAGAACUGCUCUCUUGAAGCUAAAACUGUUUCGCUGCUGAUCGCACUUUUUUCAACAAAAGGGGAAUAUAGGAAAAACAUAAACUUGCUCCCUACAAAGUACCAGUUUCUGGAAGGAGCUGUUGCAGGUCCGUAGUCCAAUAAUUGAAACAUAAUAUCUGAACUUAACUCUUCAUGAGGAUGCUGAAAGGUAGAUCAAGCAGUCUAAAUCGGCGGGUUGGCCUAUUAAGGAUAUUCGCUUCUGAUGGCUACUAAGGAAGUCGUAGAUAGACUGAAGCUGUUCUUCAGGAUCUGGACCAUGAUCGCCUUGUAACCCCUCCUGCUUAAUAAAGUUCCUCUUUUACCCGCAAAAAAAAGGAAGGUGUAGAUACGGUAGUGUGGAUAUAAAAAGAAGGAAAUAUGUGUGUGGCUGUGUGCUUGAGAGAGUCGAGAUUUUUGGGAUGCAAUUUCUUGGUAGAUAUCCCAUAGUUCGAUCACCCGGAUGAUAUUUCUUCUAUAAUGGGGUCUGUGGUAGAAGAGGGAUGCAUCCCAAACAGCUGCAUCCCUCUAUGAUGAUUCAAGGAGUUCCAUGUACAAAGUUUAAAGUUACUGAUUGCAGCCC